AAAAAAACGCACGUUUCUCACUCUUUUUAUUCUGUCUCUCUACACACAUUCGCUUUCUCUGCGCCCUCUUUAAUGUUUGUUCUUUAGCAGAUUAGCUUGGCAUUGAAAGCAACCUUGGUACUGGUCAUCCCUUUUUCUGUUUUUCUUUUUUUUUAUAUAUAUAUAUAAAUAAUUUAUUAUUUUUCGAAAUCCUUUUCCCUUUAAAGUGUGUUAUUUUACUGCUGCAAUUGAUUUUAUUAGAGAUAAAAAGGAGUAGUAUGCUCCACAGCUUCAGUCCACAUUAUUGAUUAUUGUAGAUUUUAUUAGGCUCAUUUCACGACAACCAUUGUCUUAUUUCGAUUUCCGUGCACAUUGUUAGCAAGACACACAGAGGGGAUUUGGUUUCUGGGUUUUUCUUAAUUUUUGUUUUAGUGUAUAUGUCUGAACUGAGACGAUUACGUCUGCAAUUUUUAGAUUCUGAAUCAUUGGCAUUCAGCCCUUUUUGUUGUUAGGGCUCUCAGUGUAGUCAAUGUGGAGUCUUUUAAUUGCGGUUGAUUAAAUUUGGUUGCUGGGUUCAUUUUGUUUGCUGUUUUGUUUGAAUGAAUUUAAGUCCCGCCACUUAGAAUCAGUCACUUAUGCUGCUUUCUUUUUUCCACCCAUAUUUUGGGUUGUCAUUGCUCUAAUCCAGUUUUAAUCUACUGCCCAGAAGCUGAUUUCUUGCGUUAUUGGAUGAAAAGUUCCUGUUUUUGUUAAAGGGCCCUCUUCAAAAAUCCUUUGCUUGAAGAUAUUUGGAAGUUUAGGUGGUGUAUUUCGUGUGUUUAUCAUAGGUUCUUCUUGAUCAUUGGCGGUUCUUGAAUUUGUAUUUUACAUCUUGGGUUUUGGUUUUUAAGUUUGUCCCCUUCAUUUCCGGGACCAGUGAUUUGUACUCCAGAAGCUCAGAAUGGGACCAAAAAAUGUAAAGGAAGCAUCACUACAAUUGGAGCUGAGUACAGAGUGAGGGUUUGGUUGAAUUAGUGUUCAUCAUUUUUGAAUUCCAAUUGUGAAUAUCAGUAGAAGAAUGGGGUUCGCCACCGCCAAUAUGAACUUGGGCGAUUCAAGAUCCAACAACAAGGUAAAGAAAGAUGAGGAGCUCGAUGCUGUACAGGCAGGGUGUUGGAUGAAGUUGAGAUUCUUGGGGAGUUGCAUGUCGCCGAGGCCCAAGGUUGAUAGCUCUGUCAGUGGCUCCAGCACACAGCUAGAAGAGAGCAAAUCGUCUAAUGACACGAGUAGAGAGCAGACUGUUGCUCCAGUUAUGUCAUCUUCUAGCACCAGUGAUGCAGAAAGUACUCCCUCCACUCCUAAAGUAACAGAAGAACUGAAAAUUGCUUCUCAGCUUCGGAAAUUCUCCUUUAAUGAGCUGAAGACAGCCACACGAAGUUUUAGAUCAGAUAAUCUACUUGGUGAGGGUGGCUUUGGUUGUGUUUAUAAAGGUUGGGUCAGCGAAAAUGGUUCAGCAUCGGUGAAACCUGGUUCAGGAAUUACAGUUGCAGUAAAGACCUUGAAUCAUGAUGGACUUCAGGGUCACAAAGAGUGGUUGGCUGAAGUAAAUUACCUCGGUGAUCUUCUCCAUCCCAAUCUGGUUAAAUUAAUUGGAUAUUGCAUUGAAGGUGAUCAAAGGUUGCUCGUUUAUGAGUUCAUGCCACGUGGAAGUUUGGAGAAUCACUUGUUCAGAAGAUCCUUACCUCUUCCGUGGUCUAUCAGACUCAAGAUUGCUCUAGGUGCUGCAAAAGGUCUAGCCUUCCUUCAUGAAGAAGCUGAAAGGCCUGUAAUUUAUCGAGAUUUUAAAUCAUCCAACAUCCUGUUAGACACGGAGUACAAUUCAAAGCUUUCUGAUUUUGGACUUGCCAAAGAUGGCCCUGAGGGAGACAAGACUCAUGUUUCCACGCGAGUAAUGGGAACCUAUGGCUAUGCCGCCCCUGAAUACGUAAUGACAGGACACCUUACAUCAAAAAGUGAUGUUUAUAGCUUUGGAGUGGUUUUGCUUGAAAUGCUCUCAGGUCGGAGGUCAAUGGAUAAAACAAGACCAAAUGGGGAACAUAAUUUGGUGGAAUGGGCCAGACCUUAUCUAAGGGACAGACGUAGAUUUUACCGGCUGAUAGAUCCCCGCCUUGAAGGGCGAUUUUCCAUCAGAGGUGCACAGAAGGCCAUUCAACUGGCUGCUCGUUGCCUCAGCCGUGAUGCAAAAGGCCGUCCUCUGAUGAGUGAAGUAGUUGAAAUCUUGAAACCGCUUCCAGACCUGAAGGACAUGGCUUGUUCCUCAUCAUACUUUUUGGCGCUGCAGGCGGAGCGUCCAAGUAGUAACUUAGCCAUUAGAAAUGGUGCUAAAGAGGAGGUUGCUUUGCUGGAGAGGAGUCAUUCAGUGCUGAACACCCCAAAUGGUCCACAAUUGGCCUCCCCCCGGCAAAACUUUAUUCUUCAAUCACCAAAACAUUAGUAGUCCUAUCUGCAGUUGCAAAAUACUAUUCUAUUCCUUCAUUGGUCCUUUUGUCAAGGCGAGAAAUCAUCGAAAAAGUCUGAAUUUUGAACUUCCCAAUGAGGAGUAAAGUUUCUGAAAUGGAUUCCAGGUUCAUGUUCUGAGUUUUGGAGUAUAAAACUGGAGGAAACCUCAUGAAGAGAGAUGCUCUUCUGGUGUACAGCAUGUGUUUUUCCAUGACUGAAGAUUUUGUAGGCAUUGGGUAGUUCUUUGUUGUCAUCUUUUUCUCCUCUCAUGGAAGUUUAUAUGUCAGAUUUUGCCGAAUAUCAGUUAUUUACAUGUUAAUGUGGAGUUUAUAGAUCUAAGUAGUAUAGUAGUAAUUCGCAAAAAAAAUAAAUAAAUAAAUAAAAUGCAACCCAAAUAUAGGACAUGAAAGUGUCAUGUCUAAUUUCGACUAGCGAUAAAAAUUUGUGACGCUCCAUCGUAUGAUCCCCUUUUCUUAAACUCAUUUAUGGGGAAUUUGAUAAAUUUUCUUGUUGCACUAUUGAGAACAGUGAGUAGGCAACUGAUGUGUGAACUGAAAAUGUCUUCAUGAGAUAAGUUUAGAUUAGUCAAAAGAGUUAAACAUGCUCUAAGCCUGGA
Oldenlandia corymbosa var. corymbosa is the source of this 3073-nucleotide messenger RNA. NCBI's taxonomy places the organism in Eukaryota, Viridiplantae, Streptophyta, Magnoliopsida, Gentianales, Rubiaceae. The record is from the annotation of a GenBank genome assembly.